This is a messenger RNA of Pochonia chlamydosporia 170, 1194 nucleotides long. RefSeq lists its product as hypothetical. NCBI's taxonomy places the organism in Eukaryota, Fungi, Ascomycota, Sordariomycetes, Hypocreales, Clavicipitaceae. The record is from RefSeq and is a predicted model, not a curated record. The transcript has a single exon. Bases 1 to 1194 code for a protein of 397 amino acids.
AUGGAUUAUCCCAUACGCGGCUUAGAUCGUCAAACGCCCCCCUUUCUGCCUCUAGAAAUCGCCCUCCACAUCAUCGAAUGUCUUCGCCCAGAGCGAAACAACACGGUACUCCCGCCCUCGCACGAAAUCACCAAGACGCUUCUCUCAGCUAGACUAGUUUGCCACGCAGUCAACUCGACAGCAGUCAAGAUACUACACCAACAUGCCAUGUACAUUGGGACAAACGAACAGGCACAGGUCCUGUCCGCCAACCUGAUAGAUUCAACUCUGAAGCCCGGCAUAUCCAACGCUUUCAAGAGUUUAUGGUCCGAUUUCGAUACCGUGACAAACCUAGUUCUGUCACUUUUCCCAUACCCAGACGAAGAUGAGGGUACUCAUAAACGGCCAGCGGCACAAAUCGCCGCCAAUCAAGUCCAGCGAGAUAACCUGGACGACGAAAGUGACUCACAAAGUGACGCCGAAAUCAUCUCCCCCUUAAACGACAUGCCAACUGCACUCGCCCUGCGUGACAUUCUACUCACAGCAGCACCAUCCCUUCGCUCACUCGUCAUAAACAUUCCCCUGCGGAGUUUGUACCCCGAAGAUGACCACCGCUUCGUCCGCCCCAUAAUCCGCCAGGGCUUCGAAGGACUUACCAAUCUAGAAGAAUUCUGCAGCAUCCAAGAUGAGCUCUAUCUAGAUGUGUUCCACGGACAAGACCCAGUCUGGGCUGAUUACUGGCCAAAGCUACGGCGUUUACAACUAUACAACCCCAUGAUUGACGCCGACAGCGGUAUAUGGACGCAUAUGGCGCGCCUGCCGUCCCUGGAAACGGUGGUGUUUGUUCGCGCUGAUCCGGGAGACUUGGAUAUGCUGAACUUGAAGGAAAUGUGGCUUGAUGCCGUGAAUGCGGAAGUAUCUAGACCAAACGGCGUUCAGACAGCAAGAUCGAAGAACAUUACGAUCAUAAUGGUGAAUGUUCCGCCGAGUCAGCCUGAUUAUGCGCACUUUAAAGAGAAUUGGCGAGCGCUAGAUCCGGACGGUAAUGCCAGGGUGCUUCUUAAGGAUGUUCCUGUUCCGAAGAAAUAUCGGAAGAGUAAGAGGGAAUGGAAAUGGAGUCUGGAUCCGAUUGUCACGACGCAGGAUUGCGUGCUGGGUUGGGCGGCGGAUGGUGUUUUGUGGGAUGAUGAAGAUGGGACGCGGGAGGUUGCCUAG